UUUCCCCAGAUGGUGACGAUGCUGAUCCUGAUCCUGCUGCCCGCGGCCUUUCUCCUGCCCCCCGGGGCUGGGGCUGGUGAGAUCAUCGGGGGAAAGAAAGUGAAGCCCCACUCCAGACCCUACAUGGCCUAUCUGAGUAUACGACGUGAAGGCAGGAAUGUUCACUGCGGAGGGUUCCUCGUGGCAAAGAACUUUGUGCUGACGGCCGCUCACUGCAAUGGAGACAAGAUCACUGUGUACCUGGGAGCCCAUAACAUUAAACAACAGGAACAGAGCCAACAGAAAAUCUCCGUGUGCCGACGGAUCCCCCAUCCGCAAUACAACAGAAAGACACAUAACAAUGACAUCAUGCUGCUGCAGCUGGGGCGCAAGGCAAAGCUCAAUAAACAGGUGAGGCUCAUCCGUCUCCCCCCGGCUCAUCGGCGAGUGCGACCAGGGACCGUGUGCAGUGUCGCUGGCUGGGGCCGCACCAGCGCACUCAGGAAGAGGCGCCCCAGUGUGCUCCGGGAGGUGGAUUUGAAGGUGAUGGAUGAUGAGACCUGUCUGAACUAUCCUGGUGGGAUAUAUCGUAAAUAUAACUCCUGCACGAUGAUGUGUGUGGGGGACCCAAAGGAGAAGAAAUCCUCUUUCAAGGGUGACUCUGGGGGCCCCCUGGUGUGUGGGAAAACAGCUCAGGGCGUCGUCUCUUGGGGGCCUGUCAAUGGGCGCCCCCCAAGGGUCUACGUGAGAGUCUCCACCUUCAUUCCCUGGAUACGGAGGACGAUGAGGAGGCUGCAGUCCUGAGCCCGAUGGGAAUUGCUGCAGGGGCAGGAGCUGCAUCGGUUCUGUUCUUUGCAUGGCCCAGAUGAAGCGGCUGCUUUGCAGAGGGCUAAGUCCCCCCAGGCUGAUCUCCCCCACCCCAGACAUCGCUCCUCUCAGGCAGUGCCCAACCCAUGAGUAUAAAGACAGGGAGUCUCGGGGAGUUAGGAGCUAUGUUCAAUUCCAACUCCCACAGCUCCCUUGGCAAUCCCAACCCAGGCCCUUAGGCUGCGUCUUCGCUCAGGAAACAGCUGGUUUAUUUUCCCCGGGGUAACGGACACAGGCCAAACCCUGGAACAGACACGGCAGUUUGUAGCUCUCCCCCAUAUCAACCAGUCGAGUGACCCUUUAUGGGAGAUCCUUGUCAUUAACUGGCCUGCUAACUCCUGUUAAAACUACAGCCUGCCCUGUCCUCACUGGGCCUUUUCCACAUGUUAUUUCCACCGGGGUAGCCACCGCCCAUUCCAAAGACACCUGUUCCCAGCGCCGACAAGGAGAGUGGGAGUUUGUUCAUGGGAAGGGAAAUUAGGAAAUUAUGCACUGAAUUGAUUUAAGCUGAAAUGACAGCUCUGAGCGCCUCCCUCUAACCUCCGCUGCCCUGCCUUGCCUCGCGGCCUGGUGCAUUUUGCUCGCUGCUUCUUACCCAGCAAUGAAUAAAAAUG
Molecule: messenger RNA, 1460 nt
Organism: Chrysemys picta bellii (western painted turtle)
Lineage: Eukaryota; Metazoa; Chordata; Testudines; Emydidae
Product: granzyme H-like
Biological process (GO): proteolysis
Cellular component (GO): cytoplasm; intracellular membrane-bounded organelle
Molecular function (GO): serine-type endopeptidase activity
Source: RefSeq, a predicted model, not a curated record